CAAAUUAUUUUAAAAAUGAAUGAACAUAAAACAAGCCAGGUAUUUAAUUUGGAUCCAGAGAGUGAAUUACGCUUUGAGGUUAAUGAAAAAGAUGAAAAAGUAACAUUAGAGUUAAAAAACGGGUUAGCGGAAGUAUUUGGAGCAGAGUUGAUAAAAGGAAAAAAAUAUGAGUUUGGAUUUGGACAUAAAAUUGGAGUAUUUACAUGGCAAGGAUGCACAGUUGAGUUUACUGGAAAAACAGUCGCGUUUGUAGAAAAAAAAACACCAAUGGCUCUUUAUUUAAAUUGUCAUGCAGCUCUGGAACGAAUGCGAGAGUUUGCUGAGAAAGAUAAUUCCACUGGACCUAUAGUUAUGAUUGCUGGACCCCAAGACGUUGGUAAGUCGACUUUGACGAAAAUUUUUUUGAAUUACGCUGCUAGAAUGGGCAGGAGACCGACUUUCGUAGACCUGGAUGUUGGUCAAGGACAAAUAACCAUUCCGGGAAUAAUUGGAGCGCUGCCGAUUGAUAAACCAUCGGAUGUAGUUGAUGGAUUCAACACUCAAGGAUCUGUUGGUUUCCACUUUGGUCACAAAGGUCCUGGUAUGAAUAUGCCGCUGUACAAUCAUUUGGUAUCAAGAAUCGCAGAAGUUUGUUCUGACCGUAUGGAGGCUAACAAAAAAGAAAAAGCAGGGGGAAUAAUUAUAAACACUUGCGGGUGGAUACUAAAAAAGGGUUACAGAAUACUAACUCAUAUUGCUCAAGCAUUUGAAGUCGAUGUCAUUAUUGUUUUAGAUCAUGAAAAACUGUACAAUGCGCUUGUCAAAGAUAUUCCUGACUUUGUUAAAGUUAUUUUAUUGCCCAAAAGCAGUGGGGUUGUGAAUCGAGGCACUCCUUACAGAAGAAUUACUAGAAAUUUACGAAUCGAUGAGUAUUAUUACGGCACAAAGAGAACACUGACCCCUCAUAGCUUUGAUGUAAAAUGGAGCGACGUAAAAAUAUUCAGUGUAGGUCCUUUAUCAAAUUCACAAGAAGUAUCCAAAAAUAAAGCUACCAAAUUAAUUCCUGUGGUACCGGGACCUAAUUUGAAGAAACACAUACUCUCUAUAUCACUAGCUGAUCCUAAUAAAGAUGAUAUCGUGCAAACAAAUAUCGCUGGCUUUGUUUGCAUAACAAAUGUGGAUGUUGCAAAACAAACUAUGACCAUUUUGAGCCCUCUACCCGGACCGUUACCAAAUAACGUUUUACUCCUUUCUAGUAUCACUUAUCCUGAUGAUAAAUAA
This is a messenger RNA of Cotesia congregata, 1260 nucleotides long. Lineage: Eukaryota; Metazoa; Arthropoda; Insecta; Hymenoptera; Braconidae. The record is from the annotation of a GenBank genome assembly.